Messenger RNA from Panonychus citri (citrus red mite), 5757 nucleotides. Its product is annotated as dual specificity protein kinase splA-like. The transcript is spliced from 7 exons. Gene Ontology annotation, cellular component: cytoplasm. Lineage: Eukaryota; Metazoa; Arthropoda; Arachnida; Trombidiformes; Tetranychidae. Bases 1306 to 5070 code for a protein of 1254 amino acids. The record is from RefSeq and is a predicted model, not a curated record. Gene Ontology annotation, molecular function: protein serine/threonine kinase activity; ATP binding; tau-protein kinase activity. Gene Ontology annotation, biological process: protein phosphorylation; microtubule cytoskeleton organization; intracellular signal transduction.
CUUUUCCAAAACCAAGUAAAUUUUUUUUUCUCUUUUAUUUAUGAUAAUUUCUUUUGAUACUCAUCUUUAUCUUCAUCAUUUAAUUAUCUUGCCAACUAAACAUCACAAUCAACAACAACAAUUAGUAAAUUGUUCUUUAAAUUAACCAAAAUGGCUCAAUGGAAAUGGAUCAAUUCUCAAUCAAAGAGAAGAGAAAAUAAUCAAAUUCUAAUCAUUACAUGAACAGAAAAAGAGAAACUGAGUCACUUUAUCUUCUUCUUUCUCUUCAUUGUUUUUCUCUCUCAUUAUUUACUCUUUUCUAGAUUAAAUCAUCUUCACCAUCAUCAUCAUCCUCAUCAUCUUCAUCUUCUUCUUCAUCAUCAACAACAACAACAGUAAUUAACUGUGUUUUCUCUCUGUGAUUGUUUACGCUUCUCCUCUGGUUCUUUCUCAUUCCUUUUCUCUCCCUUGUCUUUUUCCUCUUUCUCUCUCACUGUCUUCUUUCUCUCUCUUCGAUCUCUCAUUCUCCCCCUUCUCCCUCUCUCUCUCACUGAAUUAUAUCCUUCGUAUUAACCUCCUAGUUAAUAAUCAUUAUUAGUUCAAUACAAUUAAUUCAAGGUAUUUUCAACCUUGUACCUUGAUCACCUUAGUUUUGUUUUCUAUUCUGUUUUGUUGUACUCCUUUUAUUGUCACAAUUAGUUGAUCAUUUUUCUUUUUCUACCAUAGAAUUUGUUAAAUAAUUUUCUAUUCUCUUUCUCUGUUGAUUUCUCUGUAAAUUGUGUUCUACCUUCUUGUUGACUUUUUUCUUCUUCUCUAAUCAACAUCAAAUUCUGGUCAACGAUUGUUCACAAUUUGGGUUUUCUCCCUUAUUCCAUUUGCCUUUUUUUUCUAUCACUUUGUGUACCUCCUUUUAUCUCCCUCUCUUUCCACACUUAUCAUUCUUUUCUCACUCACAUUUACCUCUCCAUCUCUCUCUCUCUCUUUCUCUCUCACUCCUUUGCCUGUUUUUAUAUUCACCAUUUCUUGAUUUUCCCUUGAAAUUACUUUCAUUCUGUGAGCUACAACCACCUAAACAAUUACAAUUAUCCAUUGGCUUCAAUUAUCUAAGUUCAUCAUAUGUUCAAAUUACUAAAGUGAAGGAGAAACAACAAUCAGCAACAAUCUAAUUUGAUAAAAACAUCAUUGAACCCUUUUUACUUUAAUCAACCACCACCACCAUCAUCAUCAUCAUCACCAAGUUGAAACCAUCACCGAGAGAGAACAACAAUCGAUUCGAAAACAAAAACAAAACAAAAACUGGAACUUUGAUCUCUUGUUGACCAUUGGAUGGGAGAUCACGAUCUCACCGAUAAAAUGAGAGACAUUAACUUAACGGGACACGAAACUGGGACACCGGUCAGAUGUGGCUACUAUGAUGUUGUACAAACCAUUGGAAAGGGUAACUUUGCUGUAGUCAAAUUGGCAAAACAUAGUGUCACCAAUAGCAAGGUUGCCAUUAAAAUAAUCGAUAAAACAUGUUUAGAUGCUUCUAAUUUAAAAAAGAUUUGGAGAGAAAUUGAAAUAAUGAAACGAAUUGGAAAACAUGAGAAUAUCCUUAGAUUAUAUCAAGUUAUGCAAACGGAUAAAUAUCUAAUGCUGGUCACUGAAUAUUGUGCCGGAGGCGAAAUAUUUGACCAUUUAGUGGCCAACGGUAGGAUGUCCGAACCUCAAGCUCGAGAAUAUUUCCUUCAAAUUGUCAAAGCAAUUGAAUAUCUACAUAAUAAUGGAAUCGUUCAUAGAGAUUUAAAAGCCGAGAAUUUAUUGUUAACUUAUGAUUUAAAGACUGUUAAAAUAGCAGAUUUUGGUUUCAGUAAUUACUUCAAACCUGAUAGUCUUUUAACAACAUGGUGUGGUUCACCUCCAUACGCAGCUCCUGAAUUAUUUGAAGGUCGCUUUUAUAAUGGUCCCAAAGCUGAUAUCUGGUCAUUGGGGGUGGUUCUGUAUGUCCUAGUCUGUGGAGCCUUGCCCUUUGAUGGACACACCUUACAAAGCCUUAGAUCCAGAGUAUUGGUUGGAAAGUUUCGUAUUCCUUACUUCAUGUCCCGAGAAUGUGAAUCGUUAAUCCGUCAUAUGUUGGUGGUUGAACCAGAGAAACGAUAUUCAAUUCAACAGAUUAAAAGUCACAAAUGGAUUAAAGCUCAUGUUCCUAAUCCAGAGGAUAAUCCAUGGAGAGGAGGAAGUGGAUUAAGGCCAGAAGAGGGUGAAGGAGAUAAUUACGAGUCAGAAGCAAUGACGAUAAACAAUCAGAUUGAAAUUGAUUGUCGAUCUACAAAUGAUGAGAAUAAUACAAACAAUCAGAAUUUAAUUAUUAACAAUCAAACUGGUAAAAUGAUUAGUAACAGUCAAAGUUCACCAAAUAUAAGUCAAUAUUUAACAGGUCGCGGAUUAAUGACCGGAAUUGGUGGGACUGGAGUGGGUGGAGGAGGUGGAGGUGUGAGUAAUGUUUUGAGCCUUUUAGGAGGUGGAGGAGGCGGUGGUGGGAUCGCUUAUGGGGAAAUGAUUUCUUACACCGGAGGUGAUAUUGGAUUAGGAGAUGGAAUUGAUUACAAGGUGAUUGAAUGGAUCGCCAAUGAAUUAGGCCUUGAUAAUCAGGAAGUAAUUUAUGAAUCGGUUCGUAAUUCAAGUUACGAUAAUUAUUAUGCCAUGUACCAUAUCCUUCGGGACCAUAAUAUAAUCCAUGGGUAUACAUCACCUUGUUCCAGUGCACCUCCGUCUCCGCCAUUAUUACCAAUUGUGGCUGCGGGACAACAGAGGAAAUCAUCAAUCACCACGGGAAUUGUUGAAAGAGAUUCAACUCCCACCUCAACGCCAGUUACUUCACCUAAAAGCACCUAUUUAACUGCCAAUUCAGUGGCCACUUCGGCAAACACUCAACGUCGACACACAUUUGGCCCUGAUGGAACCACUUCAGCCACUGACACCUCACAAACCAUGUUAACACCGCCCUUGCUUUUCCUAACACCGCCAACAACCAACACGGGAACCGGAGCUUUCCCAACCCAUAACCUAACAAUGGCACCUCCCAACUACCCACUCAAUAACAUGGAUCUACUUAAACCACCGCCGGUCCUUUUAAUGGUUUCCAAUAAUUUAGGUCGUCGUGCCUCUGAUGGUCAAGCUAAUUACUCCAAUAUUUCCAAUCAGCCGGGUAAUUUACCGCUAACCUCAGAUUCACCAGUUGAUAACAAUCAACAACAGCCAAUUUCAUGUGCCUCAACUAAUAUGACAAAUUUACAACAACAACCAACCACUUUUUUCCCACCGGGAAUGGUUUUCACUACAAUCCAACAACAACAACAACAAACCCAACAAUAUUUAUCAGGAGAUUCUGUACCCGGUGGUAACUCUGCAACAUCAACUCCAAGUCCACCCACAGGGUUUGGUAAUACACCUCCGUUGUUUUAUGGUGAUUCCACCUCCAUCUCACCACCAUAUUCAUUUUCACCAUCACCAGUUUCCAUGGCCACAGGUUAUGCUGGUCAACCCACCAUAAGUACCGGAGGCUGUACAAUUAUGUCAUCACCCUCAUCGUCAAUUAAUUGUGAAUCAAAUCGUUGUAACGAUAAAUCAAAUCGUUCGUAUCCAUAUUCACAACGUAAACGUAAUUCAUUAACCGAUUCCUCUGGUUCCCGUCAAAGGAGAGCGGGAAUUGUCACCGGAUGUAUGGUAUCAGCAGGUUCAUCUGAAAGGACUCGUCGUCGGGCCUCAGACGGAAGUGGAGUUUGCUGUAAGCAGCAUUCAUCAUCGCCGCCAUUGUUAAUUAAUUCAUUAUCGUUCUCAUCAUCAUCAGCAAACUCAUCGAACCAGACAAAUGCUGUAAACCUAAUGACAAACUGUUCAGGAUCGGCUUCCGGAUCAACUCAACCGCUUUCAAUUCAAUGUUUACAAUCAGAACUUAGGUCACUUUGUGUCUCCUCUCCGCCCUCCAUACAAACCUCACCGAUCCACCAGCCGAUCGGCUCAUCCUCACCUUCACCCAAUAGCUUGACCGCUUCCCCACCGCCGCUUUCAUUACAACAAAAUGUACUUCAAAUGAUCAGCGAGGAAAACAUAAACUCCAGUUCAGGUCAAUUAAUGUCAAUCAACAUGAGCACAGCCAACAAUCAACAUAACGAUGAUAAUAACAAUAAUAACUACGAUAAUAGUAAUACAAUUAACCAUAAUCAAAACCUAAUUAACAGUAAUAAUCAUAAUAGUAAUAAUAUUUAUACAAAUAACAAUUUCAAUAGCGAUUAUCAUAAUAAUAUUAAUAAUGAUAACUCCAAUCAUGUCAAUGAUAAUAAUUGUAAUAUUAAUGUUGAUUAUGGUUUCCAAUCGUGUCCACCACCACCACUCCCACCUCAUGGUCAACCCUCUGAUUAUCCUUCAUCUUUACCUGCUUCACCUUUACCCUUCCUUGGAUUAACCUUUACACCACCACAAUCAUUUCGUUGUUCACCCGUUUCCUCCGACAAAGAAUCGUCAUCUUCCUCUUCCGGUCAACCUUAUCCUCAACAUGGGAUCACCUCAACUGCCACCACUUUGGCCAAUGCUGCAGCCGCAGCAAUUAAACAAUUCAAUCUAAAUGCACCGAGUAUUUCGGUCACUGAUGAACUUGGAUUCUCAGCUCAUUUUCCCAUCAUUCCGCCGCCACAGGGAUUUGCUCAUUCGGGCCCAUGUCCAAUGGAACCGGAAAUCUGUCAUCUAUCCCAACCCAAUCUCGACCAAUCAUCUCCAGAUGAUAUCGACCAUCACUCUUAUCAACCAUCUCAUCAUCUCUCAUCUUCCGGGUCACCUUUCAAUCCAAAGAUACAAACGACUCUUCCUAAACUCCAUAGGUGGAAAGAGGAUCCAGAUAAACAUACGAAACACUGUUCAUAUGUUCAAUCAUCGCUACUUCGACAAACAUAUCCACCAACAAUCAUCCCGACUCCUUAUUUUACACAGAACCAGCAAUACACUUCGUUACAGAACUUCAAUCACCUUCCACAGGCACAAGACAUUGACGAAGAUAUUUCCAUAGACGAUUUAUUUGUGAACGUUUUCCCAACCCAAGCCUCAGGGAACAGUUGAGAACUUUUUCUCCGCACCAAAGUGUCCACGAAAUCUCAAAUCGAAUGCGAUAGCUCAUAAUAGGAAAGAUGGAAAACUAAAUCAUAAUUAGAAAGUCGACAAUCUGAAAUAUCGAUACAUUCGAACGAUAAAUCAGAUUCAAUCGUCACAUCUUCUGUAUUCAAGCUUUCAGACUGUUCUCAUUUCGAUGAUCAUCAACUUAUGGUGGAUUUUAAUUGUAUGACAGUUAACAUGAUUUACUUUCGAAGCUCCAAAUCUACUUAAUCAUUUCAUCCCCUUCAGGCAUAUUCAUUACUCUCGAGAUUACAAUAAACUUAUUCGCAACAAGUACUUGAUAUUACACCGAGCAACUAUUUUAUCCCGACUGAUCCUGGUUCUAAUCAAAUUACUUAUUACUGGUUCACAAAAAUUUAAUUGUUCUCAUGUUAAUUAUUAGUGAUUAGCCAUAAUCUUAUAAAUCAACUUUCGCAGCAACAGAUUGAAAGGUUAACAAGAAGGAGGAUUUUAAAUCAAAAUAAACCAAAUCAAGGAUAUUUAAAGAGUAGGAAACUUAUGGAUGAUUGAAAACAACUGAUUCAUUGUCUUAAUCACUUUGUUAUAUUUUAAUUUUUGAUUGGCAAUCAAGACAAUUUGUUAAUGAAAACAAAAAAAUUUCACUAAUUAAAACAAAACAUUUUCACUUGUAAA